This is a messenger RNA of Boeremia exigua, 1408 nucleotides long. RefSeq lists its product as uncharacterized. Bases 499 to 1344 code for a protein of 281 amino acids. NCBI's taxonomy places the organism in Eukaryota, Fungi, Ascomycota, Dothideomycetes, Pleosporales, Didymellaceae. The record is from RefSeq and is a predicted model, not a curated record. The transcript is spliced from 2 exons.
UAUGCUUUGAGCGCUUAUAUACAGCAUGGGUAGCCGCAUAACAUCUUGGAGCUAUCUCCCAUUGGCCAAGCAUUGACAAGUGAGAGAGUCAUCAUUCGUCAAACUCCACACAAUAAGCGCCCGCUCCCUGCUAGCUUACGGCUAUUAAUCCCUCUCUGUUAGCUCUUGCAGCUGAAUGGGAAUGUGUUGCAUUAGCUGUAUGCUAAUACAGAGUAUGUACAUACAUUAUUCAGGUUGUAAGAGAGUCUGGCCAAUACAAACAGCGCAAUAUUCUGGAGAUCUUCCAAACAGAUUGCACACUGCGCCAUCAUGUAUGAUGUAUCAGCCACUCUUCUUUGGUUGAACCCCUGCAUACUGCAUGAUCCUGCUGAGGGCGCUAACAUGUCUGUGCACUGGGCGCGGCUGUGUGUAAGUGGUGUUAUUUGAAGAAGGGGUCCGCCCAUUGUCUCAUCCGCUUCUAUCUCUUCCUCCUUUCCGUUGCCCAUCAAAGUCCAUGCCAUGGCACAGUCACGCAAUGGCGGGUACUGCUACUUCCGCAAUGGUACAACAUCCCGGAGUACUAUGGGCGAAGCUUACCAACCAUGCAACAACUCUACCCAAGGAUCUGCAUGCUGCGGCACAAAUCACGAGGGCGCAGGAGAUAUCGGAGUCGCAAACGAUAGAUGCUUGCCGAAUGGUCUUUGUCAGAACUUUGUGGGAUAUGAUCCAGCCCUGAACAACGAAGGUCAGCAGCUGUGGUGGAGACAGGGCUGUACAGAUCCUACAUGGCAGAGUCCUUAUUGCUUGGGGAACGUGUGUAACGGGACAGAGUACGCUUUCGAUAAUGCACCAGUAAGAAACUGCGGAGGAAACGCGUGGUGCUGCGGAGACGAAACUUGUUGUCAGACUGCUAGCAAUAUAUUUCAGCUUGCAGCAACUGUUGGCCCGUCGUCGUCCGUUCCCUCGGAAACGCCAGCGUCUUCGACAUCCACUUCGACACUUACUUCGACAUCCACUUCUCCAUCUGCCACCUCUUCGCACGCAGAAACACCCACAUCAAGAGGGCUAAGCACAGGCGCAAAGGCUGGUGUUGGCGUUGGCGCAGCUGUAGUGGUGUUGGUGGCUAUAUUGACUGCAUUUCUUCUAUUCAGGCGGCGGAAGUCCAAGUCUGCAGAGCAUGAUCAGACUGGAGCGUAUAUGCCCUCUGCGACUAGCGUUGCGGGUAUGCGUGAGCAAAAGCAGUCACAGAUUGGCGUGCAUGAAUGCGAUGGCAACGAGACCGUUGAAAUAGAUCAUGGACAUAUUACGUACAGAUAUCCUGCAGAAUUGUGGGGAAACGAUGCACCACGAGAACUGGAUGCUUAAGGAACAAGAGCUCGGUGACGACACUUGAAUCUGUGUGGACAAACCAGAGUGAGAAGGGUGAGAG